Triticum dicoccoides is the source of this 604-nucleotide messenger RNA. RefSeq lists its product as uncharacterized. Lineage: Eukaryota; Viridiplantae; Streptophyta; Magnoliopsida; Poales; Poaceae. Bases 60 to 293 code for a protein of 77 amino acids. The transcript is spliced from 3 exons. The record is from RefSeq and is a predicted model, not a curated record.
CGAGCCGGGCGCCCCAUCCACCUCUACGGGCGGCGGCGGCGUAGCAAGGUCAGUGAGAAAUGGCGCCGCCCGGGUCGCGCCGGUGGGCGUACGUGCGGAUCAUGGCCGGCACCAUCCUCGGCGGCGGCCUCGGCUUCUACGUCAUGCACCGCAUCGAGACCUCCUACAAGGUGAGGAUGGAGGAGAGGCUGCGGAGGUACGAGGCGCACUUGCUCGCCAAGGAGAAGGAGGCGCAGCAGCUCCAGGACGAGGGGCGCCGCGAGGACCAGGCGCAGGUCUUGCCGGACUCGUGAUUUCCUCUCAUCCUGUUGUUCCGGCUCGCCUUCCCGAGCUGUUAGAACAUAAUCUAGCGGCUCAAAGCUUCUUGAGAGGUGUGCCUCUUGCGUCUAUGGUCGUUUUGUGAACAUGAAGAGAUAAUUUUUCUUCCCCUUUUCUUUGUGGAGAAAGAGUGUGCACCAGUUGGAAGUUGAGCCUAACUGCAACUCUGCAAGUACUGUAAGAUUCGGACCCUGCUGUGUGAAAAUGGAUCGUAGCUGUAUGAGUAUGCUUCGAGGGCAAUUCGGAGUAUGUUGUAACCUUCCAAAAGCGUUUCCUCUGUGUGCUC